Molecule: messenger RNA, 995 nt
Organism: Erigeron canadensis
Lineage: Eukaryota; Viridiplantae; Streptophyta; Magnoliopsida; Asterales; Asteraceae
Product: D-galacturonate reductase-like
Exons: 4
Coding region: 1-969 (322 amino acids)
Cellular component (GO): cytosol
Molecular function (GO): aldose reductase (NADPH) activity
Source: RefSeq, a predicted model, not a curated record
AUGCCAAGGAUUCCGGAGACGACAAUAUGCUCUUCUGACGGUCGACGGCCCAUUCCGUUGAUCGGUAUGGGCACCGCUACGCCAACCGGAAACAAUGAUGAGGUGAAGGCCGCGGUUAUUGAAGCCAUCAAGGAUGGUUAUCGUUACUUUGACACGGCCGCAUUCUACAAAACUGAGAAGCCUGUCGGGGAAGCCAUCGCUGAAGCUUUGCGACUUGGGCUGAUAAAGUCGCGGGGCGAGGUUUUUAUAACAACCAAGCUAUGGUGUAACUCUACCCAGCGCCACCUAGUAUUACCAGCCAUGAAGCAGAGUCUUCGUGAUUUGGGACUCGAGUAUGUAGAUUUGUAUCUAAUACAUUUACCACUUACACUUAAACAAGAAGAGUUCACAAUGCCGAUCCCAAAAGAGUGCAUUGCUUCUAUUAAUAUCAGAGAUGUGUGGGAAGAAAUGGAGAAGUGCCAAAAUCUUGGACACACCAAGUCCAUAGGUGUUAGCAAUUUUUCACCUAGAAGAAUCGAAGAAAUCUUAUCCUUCGCAAAAAUUCGUCCAGUUGUCAACCAGGUUGAAAUGAAUCCACUCUGGCAACAAAAAAAACUUAUUCAAUUUUGUCGAAAGAAUGGCAUCCUUGUCACCGGCUACUCCCCUUUAGGUGCUUCUGGCACUCAAUGGGGACACAAUCGUGUGAUGGAAUGUAAUGUUCUUCAUGAUAUUUCAAAAUCGAGAGGGAAGACAAUAGCUCAGAUUGCUUUGAGAUGGAUAUUUGAGCAAGGUGUGAGUGUUGUGGUGAAAACUUUUAACCCAGAGAGGAUGAAGCAAAAUAUUGAUAUAUUUGAUUGGUCAUUGACCAACGAUGAGUUAAAUAAAAUUAGCCAAAUUCCUCAGCAAAAACAUAUCUAUCUAAUUGGGUCCAUGGUGACUGAGCCUAAUGAUGUCAUGGCCGAGAUUGAUGCUGAUUUUUCAUUUCAAUGACUUGUAAUUUUUAUCUUAGAUGUUUU